AUUAAAUUCAGUUAAAUGAUUGUCUUGCAGACUGUGACUGAGAGUGGUAUUGCAGAUCAGAUGCGGCUGACAGAACUUAUAAUAAAUGAUCAAGAUUUCUUCCGGAAGUUGCUGGACCUAUUUAGGAUCUGUGAAGACUUGGAGAACAUUGAUGGUCUUCACAUGAUAUUUAAAAUAGUCAAAGGGAUCAUUUUGCUCAAUAGUCCUCAGAUCUUCGAGAAGAUCUUUGGAGAUGAAUUGAUCAUGAAUAUAAUUGGUUCUCUUGAGUAUGAUCCUGAUGUUUCUCAUGCCCAGCACCACCGAAAUUUUCUAAAAGAGCAUGUUGUUUUUAAGGAGGCCAUACCAAUUAAAGAUCCCCUAGUCCUGUCAAAGAUACACCAGACAUAUAGAGUUGGUUAUUUGAAGGAUGUUGUUCUUGCUAGAGUAUUAGAUGAAGCCACGGUAGCAAAUUUGAACUCCAUAAUUCAUGCAAACAAUGCCAUUGUUGUCUCUUUGCUGAAGGAUGACAACACCUUUAUUCAGGAGUUAUUUUCAAGGUUGAGGUCGCCUACCAUGUCUAUUGAGUCCAAGAAAAAUUUGGUACAUUUCUUGCAUGAGUUUUGUAGUUUAAGCAAGAGCCUGCAGAUGGUCCAACAGUUGCGGCUGUUUAGGGAUCUCAUGAACGAAGGAAUUUUUGACAUCAUAACUGAUGUGUUGCAGAGUGAGGACAAAAAGCUUGUGUUAACUGGGACAGAUAUUCUCAUUCUGUUCUUAAAUCAGGAUCCAAACCUUCUGCGCUCUUAUGUUGUCCGGCAGGAAGGAAUCACCCUCCUAGGACUUUUGGUUAAGGGAAUGAUAACAGAUUUUGAGGACGACAUGCACUGCCAGUUUCUUGAAAUUCUCCGAAGUUUACUAGAUUCAUACACAUUAUCAGGAGGCCAGCGGGAUACUAUUAUUGAUAUCUUCUAUGAGAAGCAUUUGGGUCUGUUAUUUGAUGUUAUAACAGCAUCAUGUCCUGAAAGGGCAAUUACUAAAUCCGUUGGCACUACUAGAGUUGGAAACCAGAAUUGCACGAAGCCUGAGAUACUGUCAAACAUAUGUGAAUUGCUAUGCUUUUGUGUUCUGCACCAUCCUUACAGAAUAAAGUGUAAUUUUCUCCUUAAUAAUGUUGUAGACAAAGUUCUUUUGCUAACGCACAGAAGAGAAAAAUACUUGGUAGUUGCUGCUGUUCGAUUUAUUCGCACUAUUCUUUCUCGGCAUGAUGAGCAUCUGAUAAAUCACUUUGUUAAGAACAAUCUGCUGAAACCAAUUGUAGAUGCCUUUGUUGGUAAUGGUAAUCGGUACAAUCUGCUGAACUCUGCAGUUUUAGAACUUUUUGAAUACAUACGCAAGGAGAACGUGAAAUUAUUGCUUAGGUAUAUAGUUGAUUCAUUCUGGAACCAGCUGGUUAAAUUUGAAUAUUUGACAUCUGUUCACGCAUUAAAGGUCAAAUAUGAGCAGUGCUUGGAAAGUUCUGGACCAAAAAGUAACGCGAAUGCCAUCGACCCAAGGAGGAGAAUUGAUGAACGGGCUCUAGAGAAAGAGGAGGAAGACUAUUUCAAUGAAGACAGUGAUGAAGAAGACACAACAUCUGCUUCUCAUGCCCAAAAAGUUUCUGCUCAGCCUCAUUCCAAUGGAGUUGCUGCAAACUAUUCAUCUUUAAGCCCGAGACCUGGGGGGCUUGUGGACUAUGACGAUGAUGAGGAUGAUGAAGAUUACAGGCCGCCGCCACGAAAACAGGCAGAAGCUUCGGAGGAUGAUGAGGGGACAAUGGAGUCUCUUAGGUUGAAGCGAAAAAUGGCUUCUAAAGACAAGGACCAUGAGCAAACAAAGAAACAGCGUUUAGGGAAAAGUACAAAGUCGAGGGAUAAUGUAUUUGCUGCUUUAUGUUCUACACUAAGCCAAGCGGUGCUACCUAGUAAAAAGGCUAUUACACAAACGUCUCCCCGGGCAACUGAUGGAAGCAAGAUCUCAGGUGAGGCAAAUCAUCAAGACGAGGAAUCUGCCAGUUCGAGAAAUUGUUCUGAAUCUGGUGGUGGCAACAAUUCAGAUGAUGAGACUCAUAGAGAGAAGGAACUCACUGCUUCCAGAAGCUGUUCUGAUUGCUUGCACACUUCGGACAAUCGGCCAAUAGGUGGAGAAGAUUGCCCUUUGGUACCUCCCAAAUCCUCACCAGAAAUGGCUGUAAACGGAUCCUGAGUCAUUCUCACAUCCUUUAAAGCGUGGUGACUAGUUUUCUUCUCAGUUUUUUGUGCAUUGAUAGUAAAUCAAUCCUGUGCUGCUAAAUGAAAAAUUGGACUUCUCAAGAAGUAAAGGAGAAAAAAAAAGUAGGGGGAUUGCGGUUUUUCUCUGCUUGUCCCUUGUUCGUUUCGUCGGAGUUGGGAGAGGAUACUGUAUAGCACCAUCAAGGGGCAGAAGGAACUGAUACUUAUAAUGUAGGCCUUGUCGACGAUCCGUUCACCAGGCCUUUCUGAUGCUUUAGAGUUGAAUAACUGUUGCAUUUGUAAACAUUCCUCAGCAUUAAUUUCCUUUCUUCAAAGUUUCUUUUUUUGUUUUUUGUUGUUUUUUUGGGUCCUUUUUUUUGCGUCAAUUCGUUUCUAUUUUGUUCCUCUAGCUAUGUGAACCGCAUACCAUAGAAGAGGGCAUCAAUAUUAUGCCCUGCAUAGUUAUCACCUUGUUUGUUCAGUUUUGAUGGUGGAUCUGAUUGUCAUCGUGGAAGAAGGCAUUUAGGAAGUUGAUUAAAAAGGGCAAAUUAUCUGUCAGCUGUAGAAGAAACUCUGCAUUUAUAGACCCCAUUGUAAAUUAGAACUUGCUGUAGUUGCAACUUAAAAAAACUUUUGCAAGCUUCUCUUUCUUCAUUUCCUUUAAAGGUGGAUGGUUAUUCU
Messenger RNA from Carica papaya (papaya), 2903 nucleotides. Lineage: Eukaryota; Viridiplantae; Streptophyta; Magnoliopsida; Brassicales; Caricaceae. The record is from RefSeq and is a predicted model, not a curated record.